AACAACUGAGAGAGCAGUGGGAGGACUUAACUGGCAACACAAACAGCAGGACUGCUGUCUCCAAGGGAAAACAAAACUCUGAGUACUCAUUCAGCUACAGCAAACGAUCUCCUAAUACAAUUAUUGCUAUUACAACUGCUGUUUCUGGUUCUUAAAGUGCAAGGCUCUGUUGUACCAUGGAUCUAGCUAUUGUGUGUGUCUUUUGGAUGUGCCUUUGGAUUGUCUCUGCUGACAGGCAUACAGUGUUUUGGAACAGUACAAACACAAGGUUUCACACGGAUGAUUAUACUGUUGAGGUGAGGCUCAAUGACUAUUUGGAUAUUAUCUGCCCGCACUACGAGGAAGGGACUUCAACUAUACAAGACCCUGAACGUUAUACCCUCUUCAUGGUGGAUUAUGAGGAGUAUAUUAAUUGUAAGCCAAUUUCCAAGGAUCAAGUUCGCUGGGAGUGCAACAAGCCAUUUGCCCCACAUGGUCCUGAGAAGUUUUCUGAAAAGUUCCAACGCUUUACACCUUUCACUUUGGGAAAAGAGUUCAAGGAGGGUCACAGUUACUACUAUAUCUCUAAACCUAUACAUCGUCAUGGAGAGAAGUGCCUGAAACUCAGAGUAGCAGUUCUAAGCAAGACAGGUCGUGGACCCCAUACAAAUGUGCUUACUUCAAGGCCAAGGCUACAAUCAGACUAUCCAUCUGACGGACAACCUGAUACCUUAAAAAGUGUCGGAGGUUCAGCAUCAUCAUUUUCAUCUCUGUCUGUCACUAUAAUCUUACUGUCCCUUCUAACAGUGAUAUUACAAGGAGUCCCUGUUUGAUAAUACCUUUAAUUCUGGUGGCACAGUGGAGAUAAGACAGCCAUCACGUGAAAUGCUAAGACACCUGCAGGGCUAGAAAGCCAUCUAUGCAACAAGUGCACUAUGUAGCAACAAUUCAGAAGCUUUGAGACAGUCAGCAUUCACCAAACCAAUCAAAGCAAAACUGAGAAAAAAGAAGCCACCAGACCCUGAGACCUGGUAACCAAAGUGGAACUGGAUAAGAAAAAGCCAAACAAUACCUUCAGAACUGUGACCAAAGAACUUCUACAAUUGUUUGCACUUUCUAGCCUGUUGCUGUGGCAACGAGGAAUGCUUCAUCAAUCACAGAAUUGAAGCAGCGGGUGUCUGCAGAACACUGAAUACUAAGGGAAUGGCGUGCCCUUGCAGAACACUGAAUACUAAGGGAAUGGCGUGCCCUUGCAGAACACUGAAUACUAAGGGAAUGGCGUGCCCUUGCAGAACACUGAAUACUAAGGGAAUGGCGUGCCCUUGCAGAACACUGAAUACUAAGGGAAUGGCGUGCCCUUGUGAUCAUUGCACUGAAGGAGAUGGGCUGGUCAUUCAAAGCUGCCUUGCAGGCAAAGGCAAAAGUGUGUUGGUGCCCUUCUGUAGAACUUUACAUCUCAGUAUUUUGUUUCCUUGUUUUAGGAUGCCGGCAUCCUUUUCACAAGAAAAGCUAUAAUGUAUGAACUAAAUGUACAGUAAAAAAUGUAAAUACAAGAGCCAUAAUUUAAGAAAUUUAUGUAGCAGAGUAUAUGAACACUAACUAUACUGAGAAAGACAAAGGUCUGUCUUUGCACAGGAAACUAAACAGGGAGUCUGAAAUGCUGUCAAAUUGUGCCAUACAUUCACAGCCUUUGGCCAAACUUAGCAAAAAUUCAUACGAAAAGCAAGAUAGCUGAAUUCCGGUGCUAAUUUUAACUGGUUAUUUUGUACAGUAGUAUUCCUCCACUAAGCCUUUUUGGUGCUCAAACAAAGCUGUUCUGCCAAAUAAUAGUACCAGAGCUGGCAAAUUUCAGAUGUCUCACAGAUGUCAGCACUGGCUACAUUUGAAAAAAGUAGGCUUUAUUAGGUCUUUAACUUAAAGUGGAUAGAAGAUUUACUGUUUUUCUCCCCUCAGUAUGUUUAACAGGCAUCUUUUCCUUCUGCAUGUACUAUGUGUAGGAGAUAUUGUGUGCCAGUGAGCAUUUAGUCAAGACAGUAUUACUUCCAUGUGGCCACUCUAUAUCAGUGGCAAAAGAACUAGCCAAGCCCUUUGAAUGUAACUUGGAUGUACCUAUAUGAUCAUGUCUUUGUCAUACUACAACCAUUUCUCAACCCACUGGGGUCACCAGACUUUUUGUAAACACAGAAAGAAAUGCAGCCCCUACAUUUUUACACACUGUAUGAUAGUCUUCUGUUUUUUUUUUGUUUUGUUUUUUAUUCAAAAUUUCCUUUUAACAGUAAAAUGACAAUCACAUUGCAUUUAAGUUAAGGAUCUUUAUUUAAGUAUUUAAAAUCCAAAAGAUGGUGAAUGUCAUGUAGGAUAAGGAUACAGAGAGUAUCUUAAUGCAGAAGAUGCCCACAGUAAGGAAAAACCUCACAUGAGAAAUUCUAAAAAUCAGUAGAUAUGUAACUACCAAACUGGUGACCUUUCGUUUUCUGUUUACAUUUCUUGUUAAUACUGUAACUAAAUGUUGUCAUUAGACUGAAUCCUGUUUAUUUGCUGUGUAAAUGAAGACAUGUUAUCUGGACAAAACUGGAUUUUUAUAUCUAGUCUGCACAUAGGUUGCGUUUCAAUGUAGCACUGAGGCAGCUGGGGACUUGAGAGUGGGGAAAAGGUGUUUUAUGUGUGACAUCCUGCUAAUGUCACUCAUUAGUACAUCUCCCCCUUAAGCUUUAAAUAAUCACCUGACAUUCUUUUAUUUUUAUACUUUAUUGCUCCACAUGUGCCCUCUUGGUCUUUUGUGGCCUAACUGAAAAACUGCUCCUAAACUGCAUGGUUUGUCAAACCUUUUAAAGAGCUGAGGCUGCAGUCAACUGAAUUGUGAGGGGUAAAAUGUUAGGCAGGAUGUCUUCAUUGAUGUUUAUCUUGUCAUGAACAAGUAAAAAAAUCUAUGUUAAAACUUGUGCAAAAACAAUAUAAGACUGUAUAUUACUCCUACCGGGGCUAUAAGUAACAAGAUAGUAAACCUUUUCACUGUUCUUAUUUUUGCGAAAAAAUAUUUUUCCUAACGAACACUAUGCUUUGCACCUCAGAAAAAGGUUUACUGUGGCUAAUGAUAGAGAAGUAGAGUUUUUAAUAACUUUACUGAUUUAUAACCACACCCAUUACGGCUUUUCUUUAGCCUCUUUGCUUAAACAGUCAGUAAAUUACCCCAAUUGUCCUCAUUGCUGGUAUAACAUUAUUUCUCGGGUACUGAAUUAAAGUUAUCAUCACGUAUGUGCACAUAUCAAAGUUAGUUUUUCUUUGAAAAUGGUUAGCGUAAUCCUUGCCAAAAAUUUCUACUUGGAAUCUGGAUUCCAGAUAAUCAUUUAUGUGAUUCUGCUUUUAAUAAUUAUCCAUUUUAUAAAGUGUGGUAGUAUGUUUCAUGCUGUGCAGUCACUGAAACACUUAAUUCUAAGAUGGCUGUCUGUCUAGCAAUGUAGCAUAAUCGACCUGGGUUAUCUUUCUUUUACACAAUUGUUCAUGCUGCCACUUAUGAAAAUCGGUAGAGGCAUUAAAUGUAUGCAGAUGUGGUAAAGUUUGCCAGUUUUGCACACUCAUGCAGCAGUUUAGGUAAACAACAUUAAUAAAAACUGACAACACCUGGCAUACCUGUCCUCUUUUGCAUAAUCUAUUGUGUUGCUAGUGUUUUGAAGGCUUAAGAACAGUGACAUGCAUUCACACUUCUUUAAAGCUUGUACACUAUAUGAAUUAGAUCAGAUUUGAUCAAUUUUAAGUUUCUGUUCUUUAUAUUGUUUUUGAAAGAAAAAUAUAGGGCUCUUGACCUUUUCAUCUUGCCACUGUUAAGCAACCGAAAUUAUUUAAGGGAACCUCUUUGUACUCAAUUUUAAAUCCAUCUUAUUUAGUGCCAAAAGAUCCCAUGUUCCACAAAUUUGCAUCUGAGCCAUGAAGAAUCCCUU
Protopterus annectens (West African lungfish) is the source of this 3917-nucleotide messenger RNA. It is a transcript of the gene EFNA1, whose product is annotated as ephrin A1. Gene Ontology annotation, molecular function: ephrin receptor binding. The coding region runs from base 177 to 812 and encodes 211 amino acids. Gene Ontology annotation, biological process: axon guidance; ephrin receptor signaling pathway. The transcript has 5 exons. Gene Ontology annotation, cellular component: plasma membrane. The record is from RefSeq and is a predicted model, not a curated record. NCBI's taxonomy places the organism in Eukaryota, Metazoa, Chordata, Ceratodontiformes, Protopteridae.